GGGUACAUUAAUGACCAGGUCCCUGCUCACAUUUAGAAUAUCUAAACUGAAUUCCUGAAAAAACUCUGAACCAAUUUUUCAAGCUUCAUCUCAAGGAAAGACAUCCUUCCAGUUCUGGCAGAAACCUUGGAGACACCCUUAACGCCUCACCUUCUUUCCCUCUGCAGUCCGUCCAUCAGAAACCCUAAUGGCUGUCUUUACCUCCACCGCUGCCCCGCUGCCCCGCUGCCCCGGGCACUGUCCUGUCUCGCCUGCAUCAGUGCGGUGGACUCCUAGCUGACUUCCCAGCUUACACCCUCUCCCAUGGUCCAUUCUUUGCAACAUAGCCAGAGGAAUCUUUCUGAAACAAAAUUCAGGUUGUCGUCAUUCCUCUUCUCAGACUCUUCCAACAGCUGCCCUGGUAAAAAGUGCAGUCCUUCCAGCGGUCCCCCCAGCCCUGCAGAGUGUCUCCUCAGGCUCCUUCAGUGUCGUCGUCCACGGCUGCUUCAGCUCUGCGCCAGCCCUGCUCUUACCUCGUCUCUUCCCUGUGCCUAUAUGCUUGCUCUUCCCUCAGUGAUCCUCAUGGCUCAUCCUUGCGUCCGUCAAGCCUUCUGAAAUGUCACUUUGUUGAAAUUACGGACUCUGUGGGGUUUGGUACUUCAUACUUACUCUCUGAGCCAAUAAGGAAUAGAAUUAAGCCUCAAACGGAUGUGGGCCCUAAAUAUGGAUAAUAAACCUUGUUUUCAAAUAUUGCUUCUCAACGUACCUGCCAAGUUGUAGCUGCCUUUUUGCUGGUAAGCCUGAGCAUGGAGGGGCUGCUGCAUUACAUCAACCCAGCCCACGCCAUCUCUCUCCUGAGCGCCCUCAACGAGGAGCGCCUCAAAGGGCAGCUGUGCGACGUGCUCCUGAUCGUGGGGGACCAGAAGUUCCGCGCGCAUAAGAAUGUCCUGGCUGCCAGCAGUGAGUACUUCCAGAGCUUAUUCACAAAUCAGGAGAACGAGUCACAGACUGUGUUCCAGCUGGACUUUUGUGAGCCAGAUGCUUUCGACAAUGUGCUGAACUACAUCUAUUCUUCGUCUUUAUUUGUGGAGAAAGGCAGCCUUGCUGCUGUGCAGGAACUAGGCUACAGCCUGGGCAUCUCCUUUCUGACCAACAUCGCUUCUAAGACGCCCCAGGCCCCCUUUCCAACGUGUCCCAACAGAAAGAAGCCCUUCGCAGAAGAUGAUGAGAACAGUUCUCAAAAGAGAAGCGUCAUCGUUUGUCAAAGUAGAAACGAAGCCCCGGGGAAAACCGUGAGUCAGAAUCCAGCCGACCCGAGCCACCCUCCCCGGCCCUCGCCCGGCAUCGCGGUCCAGGCCAACGCCAGUAAGGCCCCCGGCCCCAACCCCACGGAACCAGCGCACCACGUGGCGGCAGCCGAGAAGAGUCGGCCGAAAGAUGGCCCCGCGGGCCUCGCCGGGCCGUCGGAGGAGCCGAGCCGAGGCGGCCUGGCCAAGCGGGCCGCGGCGCCGCCUUCGAAGCCCGCGCAGGACCGGGCGGCCGCGGACGAGAGGCCGGGCGCCAGCGCUGCGCUCCCCAGAGGCGUGGCCGUGGAGCUGGCGCUGCGGAGCCCGCGGCCGCCCGUGCUGGCUCUGCGCGGCGCCCCGGAGACGCCCUUCCUGCUGAAGGAGGCGGGCCGCGGCGGCGGGCCGGGCGAGGACCGGAACCUGCUCUACUACUCCAGGCUGGGGCUGGUGAUCCCGGCGGCGGGGCCGGCGCCCGGGGCCCAGGCCGUGGACAGGAGCGGCCCGCUCGUCAAGAGCCUCCUCCGCCGCUCGCUGUCCAUGGACAGCCAGGUGCCCGUCUUCGCGCCCGCCGCCGACCUGCAGCCCCCGCAGGGCUCCUGCUCGGCCUCGGCCGACGCGGCGGGCAGCGCGCUCGGCGCCUUCUCCCGGGGGCCGUCCUCCAGGGACGCGAGCGAGGCGGCGGCCCCCGACGCCCGGGCCCCGGCCCCGCAGCCGCACCGCCUCCGCUCCUUCAGCGCCUCUCAGCCGGCCGAGCGGCCGGGGGCGGCCCCCGGGCCCGAGGUGCGGGUCAAGGCCGAGCCGCGCAGCCCCCCGGAGCCCGGCGACAUCAUCCGCGUCACCGUGGGGGACGCCGCGGCCGCCACGAGGGACCUGGUCCCGCAGGCGGACGACGACCGGCAAGACGCGAGCCGACUCCCGGCCAAGAGGCGGUUCCAGGCGGACAGGAGGCUGCCGGCCAAGCAGCCGAAGGCCGAGGGCCGGGGCUCGCCGGACGCGGGAGACCCCGGCGAGGAGCGCUCGGGCCCGCCUCUCCUCGAGGCCGACUUCCCGGGUUCUGGCUUGAGCAAGGCCGAAUUCGCUGAGUUGGAGGGAGCGAGACCAAACAAAAAAUUUAAGUGCAAACACUGCCUUAAGAUCUUUAGAUCCACGGCCGGCCUUCACCGGCACGUGAACAUGUACCACAACCCCGAGAAGCCCUACGCCUGCGACAUCUGUCACAAGCGCUUUCACACCAACUUCAAAGUGUGGACGCACUGCCAGACGCAGCACGGCAUCGUGAAGAACCCGUCGCCGGCCGCCAGCUCGCACGCCGUUCUGGACGAGAAGUUCCAGAGGAAGCUGAUCGACAUCGUGAGGGAGCGGGAGAUUAAGAAGGCCCUGAUCCUGAAGCUGCGGCGCGGCCGGCCCGGCUUCCAGGGCCCCGGCGGCUCCCCUGCGCAAGCCAUCAAGAGGAGCCUGAGGUCCCGGGCCAAAGGCGCGCACGUGUGCACGGCCUGCGGGAAGGCCUGCCGCUUCCUCUCCCAGCUCAAGCAGCACGUGAAGAUGCACCCGGGAGAGAAGGCCCUCGGGGCCGGCAGGGCCGCCAGGCCCAGGGAGCGCGCGGCGCCCGGGGGCCCGGCGGGCGGCGGCUCGGAGCUCUACCUGUGCCGCCUCUGUAACGCCAAGCUCUCUUCUCUUCUAGAGCAGGGGAGCCACGAGCGCCUGUGCCGCACGGCCACCGUGUGCCCCUACUGCAGCCUCAGGUUCUUCUCGCCCGAGCUCAAGCGCGAGCACGAGGGCAAGUGCGAGUACCGCAAGCUGACCUGCCUGGAGUGCAUGCGCACCUUCAAGUCGGCCUUCAGCAUCUGGCGGCACCAGGUGGAGGUGCACAACCAGAACAGCAUGGCCCCGGCCGCGGGCGCCUCCCCGCCACGGCCCGACCUCAACGGCGAGGCCAGCGGCCCGGCCCGGCCGCAGGCCCUGCCCGAAGCCGGCCGGGUCGACCCCGCCGCGGCCGCCGCCGCCACCACUGCCGCCGAAGACGACCCCGCGGGCGGCCACGGCCCCGAGCCUGUGAACUUCGACCCGGAAGACUCGCCCUGCCUCCCCGAAGACCUCAGCCUCUCCAGGCCGUUGAAGGUCCAGGUCAAAGAGGAGCCGGCGGAGGGGCCCGAGGAGGAGGUGCCCGAGCCCGGCGCCGCCCCCAAGGACCUGUGGCCGUGCGAGAAGUGCGGCAAGACCUUCCCGGCGCCCAAGCAGCUGGAGCGGCACCAGGAGCUGCUGUGCUCCGUGAAGCCCUUCAUCUGCCACGUGUGCAACAAGGCUUUCCGCACCAACUUCCGGCUCUGGAGUCACUUCCAGUCCCACAUGGCUCAGGCCGCCGAGGACCCGGCGCACCGGGAGCCCGAGGUGGGCCCGGGCCCCACCGGCUCUCCGUCGCCGCCCCCUCUGCCCCCGCCGCUGCCCAAGAUCCAGCCCCUGGAGCCCGACAGCCCCACGGGCUUGCCCGAGAACCCGGCUCCCAGCGCCGACAAGCUCUUCGCGGCCCGGGAGUCAGACACGCUGUUCUACCACGCGCCACCCCUCUCCGCGAUCACGUUUAAAAGACAGUUUAUGUGCAAGCUUUGCCAUAGGACAUUCAAGACGGCGUUCAGUCUCUGGAGCCACGAGCAGACCCACAGCUAAAAGGCCGCCCGCCUCACUCCUGGGAGACCGGAGCCCCUCACCAGAUUUCAGCCUGUGUCCUGAACUGUGUCAUAAGGAACAAAGUGUCUUUCCGAAAGGAGUAAUAAAGGUUGCAAACUGUCAUGCUUGAAUAUAAGUUUGAGGUAAACUGAUGUUCAUCAGCAGUGUCCUUACUCAACCUAGAAAAACUCCAAAAAACCUUGUGCUCCUGAACCUUACAGUCACAGGAUGACUUGACUUCAUUACUGUUGAAAUUUGUUCUUGGUCGUUUGCAUGGUUCCUCAUUCCAUGGUAUCAGUAUAAUCUUUUACUUGAGGUGGUUUGGGUUUUUUUGUUUUUACUGAUUUGCAAUUAGUGAAACACUGUUCAAGUAUUUCUUCUUUUGAUUCUCUUAAGACGCCUAAGUUCUGGUUAAAUCUCAGCCGUGUUUGUAAGUCGAAAAUGUAUCGGAACGAAGUGGAGUAGUUUGCAGUAUUAAGAUCUUAGAAUACUUAAGCAAUAAAAAAUGAUAAACCUCAACUUUAAUAAGUUAUCCUGACACUUGAUAAAAAUAAAUAUUUGGUAUUUGUGGUCA
Molecule: messenger RNA, 4503 nt
Organism: Balaenoptera musculus (blue whale)
Lineage: Eukaryota; Metazoa; Chordata; Mammalia; Artiodactyla; Balaenopteridae
Gene: ZBTB21
Product: zinc finger and BTB domain containing 21
Exons: 3
Coding region: 786-3929 (1047 amino acids)
Biological process (GO): regulation of transcription by RNA polymerase II; negative regulation of DNA-templated transcription
Cellular component (GO): nucleus
Molecular function (GO): protein binding; RNA polymerase II cis-regulatory region sequence-specific DNA binding; DNA-binding transcription factor activity, RNA polymerase II-specific
Source: RefSeq, a predicted model, not a curated record